CAUAAAUGUGUGGAGAAGUACAAUAAAAUAAAAACUUGUUGGAGAAAAUCAAUCUUCAUCUGAAUCUUGAAAAAAAAUUGUGAGUGCUUGUGCACAAAAAUGAAAUUUUCAAAUUUUGUGUUGAUUUUGGUUGGAUCCAGUGGAAUUGUUUCCUCGGAAAAAUAUUGCACAAUGUCAGCAUCCAGAAUCAGUUGCACUUACGACCCCAAAGGAGAAUCAUCUCUAUCCAUUCAGAUGACAGACAUCAAAGCGCUAGAUUUAUCUGGAACUGAAAUUCACGAGGUCAGGUCAUAUGUGGAAGACUACGUGAACCUCGAAGAUUUGAACCUUUCCAGUUGCAGAAUAAAAAGUUUGGGGAAAGGGACGUUCGCCCAACUCUCGAAACUCAUCAAACUGAAUCUGUCCGACAAUCUGAUCACAAGUUUCGACGGGAACUCCUUCGAUAAACCCAACGUCCUGAAUAUACUGAUUUUAUCGGAUAAUCUUCUGAAUAGCUUGAGCGAACUGCAUUUGGACGCGUUUCCGAAGCUAAAUGUGCUGGACGUUUCAGGAAAUCAGUUGAAAUACCUCACCGGUGACGUUAUUGAAAAAAUUAGACGAAAUCCCACCUUCUCACUUUACGCUGCUAAUAAUCCUUGGAAUUGCAGCAUAUCACAUUGGAUGAACUUCCUGGAAACAAAUGAAGACUUGAAGAAUAAGUUUUGCCAUUCAAACUCCAACUCUUUUUUGGGGAAGAUCAAAUAUAAGGAAGGUAAAAGGAGAGGUGAUUUAGGAAAUAGUAUUAUACGAGAAAGUUGUGGCUUCUUCAAAUGCAAGUGGUGGAUUAUUGGGUCUCUUUGGAUUGGGGUAAUCUUGGGAAACGUGAACAAGUUGAAUAAGCUGUUGUAUCAAUCUAGGUGCAGAAAGAAGAAAGCAUUUGAAAAAUCAGUUGGGACCGAAGCAGAAAUUCACCAUUCAUUACGAGAUAGGGUUGUACCGACUGUUGAAGAAAUGAUAGCGAAAUCAAGGACUUAAGGAGAAUAAUUUAGUUCUUAUAAGUUUUCAAUACCAAUUUCCCUCAAUUUCUUUCAAAUCAAAUGACUUUAUCUUUUUGUAUAUGUUAAGAGUUAUAAUGAUAUUGUAAGAAUUAAAUAGAUUU
Molecule: messenger RNA, 1138 nt
Organism: Harmonia axyridis
Lineage: Eukaryota; Metazoa; Arthropoda; Insecta; Coleoptera; Coccinellidae
Exons: 4
Coding region: 100-1014 (304 amino acids)
Molecular function (GO): protein binding
Source: RefSeq, a predicted model, not a curated record